Protopolystoma xenopodis is the source of this 411-nucleotide messenger RNA. The record is from the annotation of a GenBank genome assembly. NCBI's taxonomy places the organism in Eukaryota, Metazoa, Platyhelminthes, Monogenea, Polystomatidea, Polystomatidae.
AUGCAGACCAUCAGCUCGGGCAGCCAACCCCGAAUCCACUAUCUCAUAGAAGAUUCGGACGUCAACCCCGUGCCGGUGAACUCGAAAGGGCCACCGACUCCGGCAACGUCGACGUCGACUGUGACGGCGACGACUGCGCAGAAGUCGUCCUCAGGGCCGUCAGGCCAACCGAUCAAGUCGUCGCUGCAGACCGUGACAGUGUCGCACAAAGAGGGCGGCGCAGAAGGGGCCUCCGUGCUGCGCUACUUCAGCUCGCUGCACUCGAACCAGGACAGUCGGCAUGCCCUGCCACGAGCGGUACAGCUUGAAGAGCAGCAACAGAUCGGCCAGCACGACUCGUCUUCGGCCAACAGGGCAACAGGUAGGCAGGGAAUGGGAGCGGCGAGAAGCAUUGUUAACUUGAGACCUUAG